Molecule: messenger RNA, 1587 nt
Organism: Ogataea parapolymorpha DL-1
Lineage: Eukaryota; Fungi; Ascomycota; Pichiomycetes; Pichiales; Pichiaceae
Product: Aminotriazole resistance protein
Exons: 1
Coding region: 1-1587 (528 amino acids)
Biological process (GO): transmembrane transport
Cellular component (GO): membrane
Molecular function (GO): transmembrane transporter activity
Source: RefSeq, a predicted model, not a curated record
AUGAAGUUCCUCAGUUCUGCUACCGCUUCGUUGCUCAGAGUGCGCAACCUCGUCGACGACAAGUACCGGUCCAAGGAGCUCUCGUAUGGCUUCAUCCUGCUGGGCGCCACCAUGGACAACCUCAACGUGGCCGCUGCGUUCAGCAUGACCGAGAGUCUGCAGAAAGAGAUGGGAGCCAGCACCGCCGACGCCACCUGGGUGGUUUCCGCGUACGCCCUCACGCUGGGCGCAUUUAUCUUGCUAUUUGGCAAGCUGGGCGACGUCCAUGGCCUGCACAAGGUGUUCACGAUCGGGCUGUUUGUGAUGUCCAUCAUGAACCUCAUUUGCGCCGUCAUCACCAGCAACAUCAUCCCGCUGAUUGUGUUCCGUGCGUUCCAGGGCAUAGCCGGCGCCUCGCUCAUCCCGAGCGCCGUGGGCAUUUGCGGCAAUUACUUCCAGGGCCCGAAGCUCGGCACCGCCAUCAACUACUUGAUGCUGGCUCUAUGCGCGUCGCUCGGGCUUGGAGUCGUGCUUGGCGGCGCAUUCUCGCUCACCAGCAUCGGCUACCGCGCAUUCUUCUAUUUCUCGUUUGCCAUUAGCUUUCUGACCUCCAUCGUGCUCUUUUUCAUUGUCGUCCCCGUGGAAAAAACCAGAGAACACCACCUCUUGAGCUCCAAGUACCUCAACUACGGCGGUGCCAUCUUCCUUGUUGGCGGCCUGCUGCUCAUCAUCUGCGGUCUCACAGAGGCAGGCACCCGCUGGCGGUCGCCUAAAGUGUAUGUUACCAUCCCGGUCGGCUUCGUCAUGGUGCUGGGCGUGCUCCUCUUCGAAAACGUCUACGUCAGACCGUACCAGAAAAGACACCCGACGCUUGACACCUACAGAGCCAAGCUGGUCGUGCUGUUCCCGGCAGAUGUGGUGAAAAUCACGAAUUUUGUGCCCUUCCUGGUCGGCCUCACGGCCAAUUACGCCGGGUUCACCGCGCUCAUGACAUCGCUGCUGCUCUACCACGAGUUUGUCGACGGCAACUCUGCCGUGCUCUCGGCAGGAAAGGUGUUCUGCACGUCUGCAGGUAUCAUCAUCGGCGCAGUGAUCUACAGACCGUGGUUGCAGCAGAAAAUUGGUAGCAAGCCGCUGCUCAUCUGGUCUGCCGCCGUGUGUCUCGGCACGUCCAUCUGGAUCACCAGAAUCGACCACACCAACAAGAACUCAUUCUGGAUCUACGAGUUUGUGCCCCAGCUGCUGUAUGGUUAUGGAACUAACCUGUUUUAUCAGGUGUACCUGCUUGCUCUGCUUUCCGAGACUCCGCUGCACCUCCAAGGAAACGUGACGGGCAUUUUCCAGACCAUUGGCCAGAUCGGCAUUUGCCUCGGUACAGCUAUUGCCUCGUCUAUCAUCGGCGCACUCGACUCCACAAAAACCUACACCAAGGACUACGUGCAGACCAAAUGUGUCAAUGCACUGUGGUUCACUGUGGCGUGCUUCGCGCUUGAGCUGGUGAUGAUGGUGUUCUCCAAAAACACGAGACCAGUUGCGGCCUCGCAAGAUGAGAACACAGUGGAAGACUCGGAGGACAAAUCAGACGACACGUGUGAAGAGAAGGUCUAG